Alternaria postmessia is the source of this 840-nucleotide messenger RNA. RefSeq lists its product as uncharacterized. Gene Ontology annotation, biological process: protein transport to vacuole involved in ubiquitin-dependent protein catabolic process via the multivesicular body sorting pathway; protein targeting to vacuole. The transcript is spliced from 2 exons. Gene Ontology annotation, cellular component: ESCRT-0 complex. Gene Ontology annotation, molecular function: metal ion binding; ubiquitin binding; phosphatidylinositol-3-phosphate binding. The coding region runs from base 1 to 840 and encodes 279 amino acids. The record is from RefSeq and is a predicted model, not a curated record. NCBI's taxonomy places the organism in Eukaryota, Fungi, Ascomycota, Dothideomycetes, Pleosporales, Pleosporaceae.
AUGGCCACAACAUUCUCCUCAGCAACGGCGAUUCCGCACAACACACACGCACAUGCUCCCUACCAACACCACGCAUACCGCAAGUCGACACACUCGACACACUCGCAGUACUCGCCCACAAACUCGGGCCUGAACACGCCCGCCAACAUCUCUCCUACCUCCCCGCGCACCACACAUUUGCCCCUCGCCCGCCAUCAGGGCAUCUACCAGCCCAGGACCGCCAUCGGGAUACCCGCUGCGCUGCGCAAGACGGAGAAGCCCAGCAGCAGGUCGCCGCCAAAGGUCGACUCUGGCGUCAGCUCUCCCAACCAAGCAUGGUCGGCGGGAGCAUUUGGGUGGGUCGCAAAUGAGGGCAGCGCGACUCCCGGCUCGCAGAUUGGCAACGAGGACAUGCAGAGCCUCUACAACGCCGAACCACUGUCGCCCGUCGCUGGGCCAAUCACACGCAACCACUGGCAGGCCGAUAGUUCCACUUCGGUGUGCUCCGCAUCAUCCUGCCAAGAGCCCUUUGGCUUCUUCCAACGUCGCCACCAUUGCCGCAAGUGCGGCGGCAUCUUCUGCUGGCAGCACUCGCGCAACAAUGUCCGUCUCGAUGAGCUCGCACGUUUCCAUCCUGAGGGCCAUUGGCACCGUGCCUGCGACCGUUGCCACAGCUCCUUCCGCGAGUGGGAGCACCUUCGGUCCAGCCGCACCAACAGCGAGAGCUCAGACAGUAGCAAUGGGCCGAGUCCAGCCGCAAAAGCCAUCGAGGCUCCUGUUGCGGCGAAGCGCCCUGAGACCACACGCGUUGGCAGCAUAGCUCAGAGCUUCCAGGGCACGUGGAACUGGAGUACCUUCUAA